UUUACUUUUAUCGAGUUUUGUGCAUUGUAUUUAUAUUCUGUAAAGUGUUUGAGCUCUACCAGACAUUCGUAUUUCUCUACAAUGCUCUGAUUCGAGUCACAUCACAUGAACGGUCAUACGGAAGUGACGUAAUGUUUCUUUGCACACUUUGCGCGAAAACUCAGGUUAGGAAGUAUCUGUCGUAAAGAACCGCAACGUGCCUUCUGAAUUCCGCUCCCGUGUUCGUUAAGGUGUAUUUCAUACUCACUGGGGGACUGUAAGCCCACCUUUCUCUCCAAGUAAAACUUUAUCAUUAUCUAAGCAAAGAUGUCAAGGAUAGAUAAGAUGAGCAUCCUGGGGGUGAGGAGUUUUGGCGUGGAGGACAAAGACAAACAAGUCAUCUCCUUCUUCAGCCCUCUCACCGUUCUGGUUGGACCCAAUGGAGCAGGAAAAACUACUAUCAUAGAGUGCCUGAAGUAUGCAUCAUCAGGAGAACUUCCCCCUGGAGCCAAAGGGGCUGCCUUCGUCCACGACCCUAAAGACGCCCAUGAGACGGAUGUGCGAGCCCAGAUCCGUCUGGUGUUCACCGACGUGAACGGGGAGAAGGUAGCCAUACAGCGCUCCAUGUCCUGCACACAGAAGGCAAAGAACUACACCUUCAAGACCCUAGAGGGCGUCAUAACCCGUAUCAAGCAAGAGAAGAAGAUAAGCAUCUCCUCCAAGUGUGGUGAGCUGGACCGGGAGAUGAUCUCCGGUCUUGGCGUGUCCAAGUCGGUGCUGAACAAUGUCAUCUUCUGCCACCAAGAGGAGUCCAACUGGCCCCUCAGCGAGGGAAAGGCCCUCAAGGAGAAGUUUGACUCCAUCUUUGCAGCCACAAAGUACAUCAAGGCCCUGGAAACCAUGCGGCAGCUGCGCCUGAAGAAGGGCCAGAUCGUGCGGGAGUGCCAGGUGGAGCUACGCUACCUGAAGCAGAUGAAGGAGAAGGCUCUGCAGAUCGAGGAGAUGCUGGCCGCCAAGGAGGCCCAGCUAAUGGCAUCCAGGGACAGCGUGCAGCGGGUCGAGGGCCAGAUCGAGCCCCUCGAGAACCGGCAGAUGGACAUCGACACAAAGCUGGGCAAGGUGAUGAAGCUGGACAACGACAUCAAGGCCCUGGACAGCAGGAGGAAACAGAUGGAGGAGGACAACAAGGACCUGGAGGAGACUAUGGAACAGGUGUUCCAGGGUUCUGACGACCAGCUGCAGGACCUAUACCAGAACCACCAGAAGACGGUGCGGGAGAAGGAGAGGAGGCUGACUGACGGGCAGAAGGAGCUGGAGAGAGCCGCCCGCGAGUGCCAGAGACUCACCAGGGUCAAGUCUGAGCUGCUGGUGGAACAGGGUCGUUUGGACCAGGAGGCCGACCGCCACUCGACCAACAUAACAAACCGCGACGCCCAGGUGCGCUCCCUGUCCUCCUACCUGGAGCUGGACGGCUUCGACCGCACGCCCUUCAUCCAAUCCCAGCUGCAGAGCUUCCACCGCCACGUCACCGAGAGGCUGGAGCAGGAGAAGCGGGCGGCCAAUCAGAUCAUGGCGGACCUGCAGGAGAAGGAGCAGCAGAAGCAGCAGGCCAUGGACGAGACGCGGGACAGGAAGACGGGGCUGGAGAGCGUGGUGGCGCUGAAGAGAGACCUGCAGGCUCGCAAGCAGCAGGAGCUGAGGAACCUGAGGGCCGACCUGGAGCGGCUGGACGGCUCCUCGGGCCGGCUGCAGGAGCUGGAGAACGAGCUGGCCAAGCAUGAGCGCGAGCUGCAGACGGCGGUGCAGAGCUCCAGCGUGGAGGCCCUGAGGGCCGAGGUGGUGCUGCUGCAGGGGGAGCGGGAGGAGCUGGACGCCAGGCGACGGCGGCUGGACCAGGAGAUGGACACGCUCAACACACACACCACCACGCGCACGCAGAUGGACAUGCUGCAGAAAGACAAGACGGAGAAGGAGGAGCAGGUGCGCAGGAUCAAGUCCCGCCACACUGAGGAUCUGGUGUCUCUGCUGGGUCACUUCCCCACCAAGCUGAAGCUGGAGGACUGGAUCCACACCAAGUCUAAGGAGAUCAACGCCACCCGGGAAAAGCUGGCCAGACUCAAUAAGGAGCUGGCCUCCAGCGAGCAGAACAAGAGCUACAUGUCUGCCGAGCUGCGCAGGAAGGAGCAGCAGCUGUCCAGCGACGAGGAGAAGUUCUUUGAAGUGUGCGGCAGCCAGGACCUGGAGCAGGACCUGGGCAAGCUGCAGGAAGAGCUGGAGAAGACCUCCAAGCAGAGAGCCAUGCUGGCGGGCGCCACGGCGGUGUACACGCAGUUCAUCAGCCAGCUGACGGAGGACAAUGGGCCCUGCUGCCCCGUGUGCCAGCGCACCUUCCCCUCGGAGGUGGAGCUCGACGAGGUGGUGAGCGACAUGCAGUCUAAGCUGCGGCUGGUGCCCGACAAGCUGAAGAACACGGAGCAGGAGCUGAGGAGGAAGGAGGGCAGGCGGGACCAGAUGAUGGCUCUGCGGCCCGUCAGGGUGUCCAUGGAGAAGCUCCAGAAGGAGGAGCUCCCCGAGCUGAGGAACCGGCUGCAGGCUGUGAACCGGAGCAUCGAGAGGCUGAAGAGGGACGUGGAGGAGCAGGAGACAGGGCUGUCUGUGAUGAUCUCUGAGGAGGAGACGGCCAAGGCCUGCCUGCAGGACAUCGCACUCAUGGACCGCUUCCUGCUGGACCUGAAGGAGGUGGACAGGAAGAUCGCCCAGCAGGAGGCCAGGCUGCAGGGAGUGGACCUGAGCCGCACUGUGCAGCAAGUCAGCCAGGAGAAACAGGAGACCCAGCACCGGCUGGACACCACCUCCAGUAAGGUGGAGUUGAAGCGCAAGCUGAUCCAGGACCAGCAGGAGCGCGUGCAGAGCCUGCGCAGCGCGGUCAACGAGACGCGCGGCCAGAAGCUGCAGCUGAGCAGCGACAUGCAGCAGCAGCAGGCGCUGACCGCCCAGAGUGUGGAGACCACCACGGAGGUCCAGAGCCUCACCAGGGAGAUCCGGGACGCCAAGGAGCAGCUGGCCCCCAUCUCAGCCAUGUUGGAGAAGCUGCAGCAGGAGAGGGAGGAGCUGGUGGUCCGCAGGAGACAGAAGCAGGACGAGGGACAAGAGAAGAUGAACACCAUCAAGGACAAAGUGAAGAACAUCAGCACGCUGGAGAGAGACAUCAGCAGAUACACGGAGGAGGGCAAACAGGAACACAAAGAGCAAAAAGAAUCGGAGCUCCACGACACCAACGGGCAGCUUCACGAGGCCGAGAAACACAAGGAGAAGAUCACCAAGGAGAUGGGUGCCGUGCGGCAGGACAUAGACACCCAGAAGGUGCAGGAGCGCUGGCUGCAGGACAACCUGACUCUGCGGCGGCGCGGUGAGGAGCUGAAGGAGGUGCUGUCGCGGCGGGAGGCUCUGCUGAAGGACAUGGGCAACAUGCAGGUCAUGCAGCUGCGCCAGGAGCGGCGAGAGGUGGAGCGGAAGGUGGAGGAGCUAAAGAAGACCCGCAGCAUCGCACAGGGUCGCCAGAACGGCUUUGAGGAAGAGAUCCUCCACUGCAGGAAGGAGCUGCGCGAGGACCAGUACAACAAGGCGGACGAGCGUUUCCGGGACAAGAUGAUCGUGAUGAGGACCACUGAGCUGGUCAACAAGGACCUGGACAUCUACUACAAGGCCCUGGACCAAACCAUCAUGAAGUUUCACAGUAUGAAAAUGGACGAGAUCAACAAGAUAAUCCGAGACCUGUGGCGUAGCACGUACAGGGGUCAAGACAUAGAGUACGUGGAGAUCAGGUCUGACGUGGAUGAGAACUCGUCGGCGGGGGUGAAGAGGAGGACCUACAACUACCGGGUGGUGAUGAUGAAGGGAGACACGGCCCUGGACAUGAGGGGCCGCUGCAGCGCCGGACAGAAGGUGCUGGCUUCCCUGAUCAUCCGCCUGGCCCUGGCCGAGACGUUCUGUCUGAACUGUGGCAUCCUGGCGCUGGAUGAACCCACCACCAACCUGGACCGAGAGAACAUCGAGUCCCUGGCCCACGCCCUCGUCGAGAUCAUCAAGAGCCGCUCCCGCCAGCGCAACUUCCAGCUGCUGAUCAUCACCCACGACGAGGACUUUGUGGAGCUGCUGGGCCGCUCCAGCUACGUGGAGCACUUCUACCGCAUCCGCAAGAACCAGGAGCAGAACUCUGAGAUCAUCAAGUGUAGCAUCACCUCCCUCUCCUCCCACCUCCACUGAAACCGUCCCUCGUGCGUGGGUCGAGUACCAGAGCUCUGAGAACCCCCGAGUGUAGCAUCCCCUCCCCUCUCCUGCCACCUCCACCCUGCCAUGCGUGGAGGCUGUUUUUUGUGAUGGUUAAUAAAAGUCUGAAAUGAUAACCACUGGAUGAGUUUGUAAAGAAGACGCGGUCCAUAGAGCUGCUCUCAAGUCCUGGAAUGUUUCAAUUGUUCUUAUUGAAUCCCUGCAUCUGAUGUUUAAAACCGGUUCUAAAAGAGGUUGUGGCUGUCAUUAAGAGACCAUACUGAGCCCUUCGUUAAAGGGUUCAUUUUCUGGGACUUGCAUGUUCUAAUGUUAACAGUAAUAAUAUAUAUAUAUAUAUAUAUCGUCAGAGUGUCACUGUCAAAAUCGAUAUUUUCUGCGGAGCGGCUUUUCGACUGAGACUUCACACUUGUCUGUCAACCAGAAGGCUUUGAUGUUUAAUGGGGGUUUUGUAACUCACAGUUGUCAUGUCCCAUGCUGUUCCCACUGUGGUAAAAUCGAUAAACUACUUUAC
Messenger RNA from Gadus chalcogrammus (walleye pollock), 4780 nucleotides. It is a transcript of the gene rad50, whose product is annotated as RAD50 homolog, double strand break repair protein. Gene Ontology annotation, biological process: telomere maintenance via telomerase; telomere maintenance via recombination; double-strand break repair. The transcript has 28 exons. Gene Ontology annotation, molecular function: single-stranded telomeric DNA binding; ATP hydrolysis activity; G-quadruplex DNA binding. Bases 307 to 4245 code for a protein of 1312 amino acids. The record is from RefSeq and is a predicted model, not a curated record. Gene Ontology annotation, cellular component: Mre11 complex; condensed nuclear chromosome; nucleus. NCBI's taxonomy places the organism in Eukaryota, Metazoa, Chordata, Actinopteri, Gadiformes, Gadidae.